AUGUCCGUCAGAGAAGCCACCCACGCAGGCUCGUGGUACUCUGAUAACGGACGACAACUAGCUGCACAAUUGGAUUCAUGGCUGUCGAAAGUACCAGAGAAAGAGGUCCUACCCGGAGUUGACAAACUACCCUUACCAGGUGCCAGGGCGGUCAUCUCACCUCACGCAGGAUACGCCUAUUCAGGUCCUGCGGCGGCAUGGGCGUACAAAUGUCUCGACUUAUCUCAAGCAAAGCGAAUCUUCGUCUUACAUCCCUCACAUCACCAUCACCUCAGUACAGCCGCGCUACCCGUUGUCGAAGCCUACGAGACGCCCCUGUCCGACCGACCUCUCCCUCUAGACCUCGAAACCCUGAAAGAACUGUCCUCCCUCUCAGCCACGGCCAAUGGACGAACGGUCAAGUUCACGACCAUGUCCCAACCGGUCGACGAAGCCGAGCACAGUGCGGAAAUGCAACUGCCAUACAUCCACCGUCUUCUACAAAAGCUCUAUCCGAACCAGCCCGAGUCGUCGUAUCCUCCUCUCGUCCCCAUCAUGGUCGGCGGCACCAACCCUGCGACUGAAGCAGCGCUAGGCAAGAUGUUGGCCCCGUACAUCGCGGACGAGAAGAACGCCUUUGUCAUCUCCUCGGACUUUUGCCAUUGGGGGAGCAGAUUCGGCUAUACGUACUACCUCCCUGACGCCCCCAGCCCUGCCAUGUCACCGUUGAUGUUGCCGAAUGGGGUGCGCGGAGAGUACACGUCUGCAAAACAGUCCGUGAAUGAAGAUGUUCACAAGAUGCCCACGUUGGGUCAAGGUCAGCAACUGAGGAGCGGGAGCAAAAUCCCCCACGGUGGUCCCCAGAUCUACGAGAGUAUCGCCCACGCAGACAGAGCGUGUAUGUGUGCGAUUGCGACAGGAAAACAUGGAGAAUUUUUGCGGGUUUUACGCGAAACCGGAAACACCGUCUGUGGCAGACAUCCCAUUGGGGUUUUCAUGGCGGGAGUCGAGGAGGUUGAACGACUGGAACACAAAGGCAAUGACUCUGAUGAUGGCACUCGACGGAGGUUUCGGUUCAUGAGGUAUGAGAGAAGUAGUGACGCCGAAACGGUUCGGGACAGCAGUGUUAGUUAUGUGAGCGCCUUUGCAGUACUUUGA
Exophiala spinifera is the source of this 1137-nucleotide messenger RNA. Its product is annotated as AmmeMemoRadiSam system protein B. NCBI's taxonomy places the organism in Eukaryota, Fungi, Ascomycota, Eurotiomycetes, Chaetothyriales, Herpotrichiellaceae. Bases 1 to 1137 code for a protein of 378 amino acids. The record is from RefSeq and is a predicted model, not a curated record. The transcript has a single exon.